Molecule: messenger RNA, 1619 nt
Organism: Arachis duranensis
Lineage: Eukaryota; Viridiplantae; Streptophyta; Magnoliopsida; Fabales; Fabaceae
Product: obg-like ATPase 1
Exons: 12
Coding region: 137-1321 (394 amino acids)
Cellular component (GO): cytoplasm
Molecular function (GO): GTP binding; ATP binding; ATP hydrolysis activity
Source: RefSeq, a predicted model, not a curated record
GUGAAAGAAAAGCGAGGCAGCAUCCAGUAGCAGAGGGAGCUCUUUUUCUUCCAAAACCCUACAAACUGCAGCCUUAAGCUUCUUCUUCUUCUUCUUCAACAGCAGAAAACCCUAAUAAUCUAAUCUACUAAUAAAGAUGCCUCCAAAAGCUGCGAAAUCGAAGGAAGCACCUGCUGAGCGCCCAAUCCUUGGUCGAUUCUCUUCUCACCUCAAGAUUGGCAUUGUGGGCUUGCCAAAUGUGGGAAAAUCUACACUUUUUAAUACACUCACCAAGAUGGCAAUACCUGCUGAGAACUUCCCAUUUUGCACCAUUGAGCCUAAUGAGGCAAGGGUCAAUGUCCCUGAUGAGAGAUUUGAGUGGCUCUGCCAAUUAUACAAGCCAAAAAGCGAGGUUUCAGCUUUCUUAGAAAUCCAUGAUAUAGCUGGAUUGGUCCGAGGUGCUCAUCAAGGACAAGGGUUGGGAAAUAGUUUUUUGUCCCACAUCCGUGCUGUAGACGGCAUUUUUCACGUUCUACGAGCAUUUGAGGAUCCUGAUAUUAUCCAUGUAGAUGAUGUUGUUGAUCCAGUGAGGGAUUUAGAGGUUAUUACUGAAGAAUUGCGGCUGAAGGAUAUUGAAUUCAUGGAAAGAAAGCUAGAGGAUCUUGAGAAGAGCAUGAAGAGGAGCAACGACAAGCAGUUAAAAAUUGAGCACGAAUGCUGUCAAAGGGUUAAGGCAUUCAUUGAGGAAGGAAAAGAUGUGCGCCUAGGGGAUUGGAAAGCUGCUGAUAUUGAGAUUAUAAAUACAUUUCAAUUGCUAACUGCAAAGCCUGUUGUAUAUUUGGUUAAUAUGACAGAAAAAGAUUACCAAAGAAAAAAGAACAAGUUUCUUCCAAAAAUUCAUGCAUGGGUCCAGGAGCAUGGUGGUGGACAAAUUAUUCCUUUCAGUUGUGUUUUAGAGAGGACUCUUGCUGAUAUGCCGCCAGACGAAGCAGCUAAGUAUUGUGAGGCGAACCAAGUUCAAAGUGCUCUUAGCAAAAUAAUAAAGACUGGAUUUUCAGCUAUUAAUCUCAUAUACUUCUUCACAGCAGGACCUGAUGAGGUUAAAUGUUGGCAAAUUAGACGCCAAACAAAGGCUCCCCAAGCUGCAGGGACUAUCCACACUGAUUUUGAAAAAGGAUUUAUCUGUGCUGAGGUAAUGAAGUUUGAUGAUCUAAAGGAACUUGGUAGUGAGGCAGCUGUAAAGGCUGCUGGAAAGUAUAAGCAGGAAGGUAAAACCUAUGUAGUCCAAGAUGGUGACAUUAUAUUUUUCAAGUUCAAUGUUUCUGGUGGAGGCAAGAAGUGAAAUCCAAGAAUAUCACCUGAACUAUGCAUGGAGUGUGUGUGCUUCAUGAUGCUGCCAUAAUACCAUGCUGCACAACUUGUAAAAGCUUGGAAUGUAAUUUUUGGACCAUGUUCUAAUUAAAUUACUACUGCUCCUAGUUAGGUUGAAUAAUUCUAGUGGAUUUUGAUCUUAAUUGGUUCCCCAUUCCCAAAUUUGCAAUAUGCUACUCUACAUUUUUAUAGAUGUUGGUGAAUUGAUAUUUACUGCAUGUUAUGGAUCAAUCAAUCAAUCAAUCAAUUUAAUGGUGGGUUCCUUCAUG